CGCACCUUCGUCUUCCAUCUCCCAUAUGCCUCAGGAGCAGUAUACGGCAGCAUGUUCAAGAGGGCGAAAUGCGAAGCGGAGAGAGAAAAAGUCGCGGCAGAAGCGAGCGAGCCGGUUCGAUGAUUGAUCUACAGCGCCAGCUUGACAUUACGGUACAGCGGAAAAUUCGCUAAAGACUGAAGUCAGGACCCUCAGGUAUCUGUCUGUUACCUAUGAUCUUCCAACAACCUCGUGGGGGUGGCUGGCCCAGGGUCAGGACUGUUCUUCUGCGGGCCGUGAGCCGUAAUAAGCUGUCCGUCCUGUCGCUAUCUGCCUCUUCUUCAUCUUUCAGAGGCUCAGAAGCCAUUGUCUUCGUGGCUUCCUCAGACCAGAGUUGUGCUCUAUUCCGACACGAGGUUGAAAGGGGACGGAAACCCGCGCGGGUCGGACGGACUGCCGAGCCAUCCCCUCAAAGUCUUAGGUACGGUCGUAUCUCUGUACAUUUUCGCUGUCGUUGUGAGUGAGUUGGUCGAUAUCGAACAGACCACGGCUCGAGAGGCUCGAAC
Schizophyllum commune H4-8 is the source of this 545-nucleotide messenger RNA. RefSeq lists its product as uncharacterized. Lineage: Eukaryota; Fungi; Basidiomycota; Agaricomycetes; Agaricales; Schizophyllaceae. The record is from RefSeq and is a predicted model, not a curated record. The transcript has a single exon. The coding region runs from base 213 to 503 and encodes 96 amino acids.